This is a messenger RNA of Scatophagus argus, 816 nucleotides long. RefSeq names its product charged multivesicular body protein 1b-1-like. Gene Ontology annotation, biological process: late endosome to vacuole transport; endosome transport via multivesicular body sorting pathway; protein transport. Gene Ontology annotation, cellular component: multivesicular body; ESCRT III complex. Lineage: Eukaryota; Metazoa; Chordata; Actinopteri; Scatophagidae. Bases 131 to 733 code for a protein of 200 amino acids. The record is from RefSeq and is a predicted model, not a curated record. The transcript has 8 exons.
UGAAUACAAGUGAAGCCUCUCGGCUCGCUACGUCGACGAAUGUGCGCUAGCUUGACAAGUGAAAACAAACAGUUGUGAGUGGCUGGAAGACAUGCAGUAGGUUGUGUGUAACCAGAAAGAGACGUUCAUCAUGUCGAAUAUGGAGAAACAUUUAUUUAACCUCAAGUUUGCUGCCAAGGAGCUACAGCGCAACUCCAAGAAAUGUGACAAAGAGGAAAAGGCAGAAAAAGCUAAAGUGAAGCAGGCUAUUCAGAAGGGAAAUAUGGAGGCGGCCAGGAUCCAUGCAGAGAAUGCCAUCCGUCAGAAGCAUCAGUCCAUUAACUUCUUGAGGAUGAGUGCACGUGUGGAUGCUGUGGCUUCCAGGGUCCAGACUGCUGUCACUAUGAACCAGGUAUCCAAGUCCAUGUCUGGAGUUGUCAAGUCUAUGGAUGCUACAUUGAAAAGCAUGAACUUGGAAAAGAUAUCUACAUUGAUGGACAAGUUUGAAAACCAAUUUGAAACUCUGGAUGUGCAGACAGCUCAGAUGGAAGACACAAUGGGCAAAACCACCACUCUGACAACACCUCAGAAUGAAGUGGACAUGCUGUUGCACGAGAUGGCUGAUGAAGCAGGGUUGGAUCUUAACCUGGAGCUUCCUUCAGGCCAGACUUCCUCACUUGCUUCAGCUGUGGCAUCAACAGAGCAGGAUGAACUCUCCCAGAGGCUGUCCAGGCUGCGGGACCAGGUGUCAUAAUGAUGUAGAAAAAAGACAAGAACUGGAGGACGGAGAAGAGCAGGAGAAGCAAGAAGAGACGGGGAGAAAAGGUGGAGGAUAAA